UUACGCCCGCUACCUGCGCAGGACAUACCUGUCUGGGUGGUCCCUUUAAAAGGACCCGCCCGGAAGCAUACAUCACCAUUGACUCCCGAGACGUCACACAUACUAGACCAUCGCAAAAUGAGCCACAAGUCGGAGAAAAGACGAUCCGGAUCGGAGAAGCUGCACAAGGUGAAAACCUACGAUUCAAUGAAGAAACAAAAGAAACGGGCCCUAAAAAAGCUUCGCCGGAAAGAAGCUGGACCAAACUUCAGCUACCAGCUCUUCCUAUACCGCCAGGAACUGCGUCGAUCCCACUCGGACUUCUCCUACCUCCGCCUCUCGAAAGCCAAGAUCAAUCUCACCUCGGAACUGAUUGCCAGGCAUCUCGUGUCCGGAAAACCACUGAGAACCGUGGAAGAACUAAAGGAACUCAGUCGGGAGGUGCAGUUCAAAAAGCGCCUCGCCCACCAGGUGGAGCGUCUUCAGCAAUUCCGCCAGCUGGGACUCACCGAGAUGAUCCUCAAUGGCAAACGGACGACUCUAUAAUCGGAUCGGAUAACGUGGGAGGGACUACAGGGCGCAUUAGACUUAGAGCCGGGCAUUACCUUAAGUUAGUUUCUAGAACUUAGACUGUAAUAUUUUAUCAAAUAAAAUAUCGCAUCAAAAUUUAAA
This is a messenger RNA of Drosophila ananassae, 651 nucleotides long. RefSeq lists its product as uncharacterized. The record is from RefSeq and is a predicted model, not a curated record. Lineage: Eukaryota; Metazoa; Arthropoda; Insecta; Diptera; Drosophilidae. The transcript has a single exon. The annotation marks the transcript as partial.